UGUGCGGUGUCAAGGUCGCAUUAUACAUCGGCCGUAGAUAUAUCAAUACAUCAUCGAAAUUCAUAAUUCCGGCACGCGACGCCGUUGCGAGCGGUUGUGACGUCCCUUUACACUCGUGUUUUAAAUUGCCUCAGUCCAUUUUUUUAACACUAGCAGUGAACAACUGGUUGAUAUAAGAUGUUGAAGGGUUUAACAAUUAUCAUCGCUCUGAUUGCGAUUGCAACUUAUGGAUUCAUAAGUUAUCUGCAGCGAUCACCCGAACUACCUGAAAUUGACUACGAGAGGUGGUGGGGCAAUGGACCAAAAGUUGCCGAAGACGGAACGGUUCGACCGUACAAAAUUGAAUUUAACGAUACGAUGAUAGCUGAUUUGAAAUCCAGAUUGAAAAACAGGCGUCCGCUUACAAAACCUUUGGAAGGUAUCAAAUCGGAAUAUGGAAUGAACACGAUAUAUUUGGAGAAGGUUUUAAACUACUGGGUUGAAAAGUAUGAUUUUAAGGAAAGGGCCAACCAAUUGAAUCAGUUGCCACGAUACAAGACACGUAUACAAGGAUUAGAUAUUCAUUCCAUCAGAAUGAAACCAAAAGUGCAAGGUAUGAAAACAUUGCCUCUUCUUGUGUUACAUGGAUGGCCAAGUUCUUCUAAAGAGUUCCAGAAAGUUGUACCUUUGCUAACAACCCCAAGAACUGGACACGAUUUCGUGUUCGAAGUAAUCGCCGCAGAUUUACCCGGCUUUGGUUUCUCUGAGGGCACAAAUAAGCCAGGUCUAUCUGGUCUGCACAUUGGCGUGAUACUGAGGAAUUUGAUGCGACGCCUCGGUUUCAACCAGUUCUACAUACACGCCGGUGAUUGGGGAUCAAAUGUCGCCACUCACAUGAUUACCGUAUUCCCCGAUGAGAUUUUAGGAUACCACUCCACCUUCGCGAUAUCCUUCAGACCUUAUAGUUAUUUGAAACUAUUCCUCGGAUCUUUCGUACCCAACUUCGUAAUGGAUCCGAAGUACGUGAACAGAGUAUACCCCCUGACAGAUCUCAUCCAAUACUUCUUGAGAGAAACCGGAUAUUUGCAUAUACAAUCCACCAAGCCAGAUACCAUCGGCGUUGGCUUAACCGAUUCCCCUGCGGGCUUGGCCGGCUACGUCAUGGAGAAGAUCGGCGUGUGCACAAACAGGGACCAGACGAACACUGACCACGGCGGUCUCGCCGCCUUGGAGCUCGAGGACUUGCUCGAUACCCUCACUAUAUUAUGGAACAAUAACUGCAUCGUCACCUCCUCGAGACUGUACGCCGAGGGCACCACUAAGGAGACCAGAAUUGUUGAUAACAUUCCCACAAAAGUACCCACCGCUAUCGUCAACUUCCGCUACGAAGUCCUGCACCUGCCGGAAUGGAUGCUUCGAGACAAGUUCAACAAUCUAGUUCAUUUCACUUUUUACGAUUACGGCGGCCAUUUUGCCGGCUUAGAAGUACCUAAAGAGCUAGCCGACGACAUAUUCAAAGGGAUGGUAGCAAUUUUAGAGUUUAACAAGAAAAAAUCGAUAAAUUUGUAAAAAAAAAAACUUUUCCUUUUAUAGGUUCUUUGAUGAUUCAAUUUAAGGCAAUCGCCAAUAUCAAAUGAUCAACCAGUGAUUUGUUAUAUCAAAUGUUAUAUAUGUUCAUUUCUAGCACGUUACGACGUAAGGAGAUUUAUGUUAUAACG
Papilio machaon (common yellow swallowtail) is the source of this 1697-nucleotide messenger RNA. It is a transcript of the gene Jheh-lp1, whose product is annotated as juvenile hormone epoxide hydrolase. NCBI's taxonomy places the organism in Eukaryota, Metazoa, Arthropoda, Insecta, Lepidoptera, Papilionidae. The record is from RefSeq and is a predicted model, not a curated record. Gene Ontology annotation, molecular function: epoxide hydrolase activity. The transcript is spliced from 7 exons. Gene Ontology annotation, biological process: epoxide metabolic process. The coding region runs from base 178 to 1548 and encodes 456 amino acids.